UGCAUCAUGAAGUUAUUUAGAAAAGGAGUUUCUAUUUCUCGUCAUGUUUGGAUCAAAUGCAAAGUGAAACACUGGAAAGCAAGAAGCAGAAGCUUAAGAAAAUUUGAAGAAGAUAGUUCCUUUCAUUCUCCCUCCAAUUUCUUUGACCUGACUGAAUAGGAAAUGUAAAAUCUGAACAUUUUUUCUUUUUUCCCCAAUUGCUCGCACAAUACGCACCUUUCAUAUCCAUAUUUCAAUUCAGAGUGGGCGAGUGGGGAAGGAAAGUUUUCAAGAAGCAAAUACGUCAAAUCGAUGAACCCGAAUCUUGUAAGAACUAGAGGGAGAGGGACUUCCGCCAUUUGUGCAUAUUAGACAAAAUGACUUUUGGGGUAGAAAGGAAAAGUUCUGGAUAUACUUGGUGCUAGUGACUGAAGGAGAGGGAUCAUCUUAUGCACAAAAAAUUGAAAGAAGAGGAUAUUGCUAUUUGUGAGUGCAAGUAUGAUCCUUGUAAUCCUGAUAGUGCAUGUGGGGAAAGCUGUCUGAAUGCAUUAACCAACACAGAGUGCACGCCAGGAUAUUGUCCUUGUGAUCAGCACUGCAAGAAUCAGAAAUUUCAGAAAUGUGAAUAUGCAAAGACAAAGUUAUUCAAAACUGAAGGGCGUGGUUGGGGUCUUCUUGCUGAUCAGAACAUUAAGGCUGGAGAAUUCAUUAUCGAGUAUUGCGGGGAGGUUAUAUCAUCUGAAGUAGCAAAGCGAAGAUCCCAUGCUUAUGAGGCUCAAGGUCUUAAGGAUGCAUAUAUUAUCUCACUGAAUUCGAACUAUUUUAUUGAUGCCACAAAGAAAGGAAGCCUUGCAAGAUUUAUUAACCAUUCGUGUGAACCAAAUUGUGAGACAAGAAAGUGGACAGUUUUGGGAGAGACGAGAGUUGGAAUAUUUGCAAAGGUUGAUAUUUCUGUUGGAACUGAACUGGCGUAUGAUUAUAACUUUGAAUGGUAUGGCGGGGUCACUGUCCGGUGUCUUUGUGGGGCUGCUAACUGUUCUUUAUUUCUAGGUGCCAAGUCUCAGGGUUUCCAGGAUUACUACCAUGUCUGGGAAGACGGAGAUGAAAGGUACACAGUUGAAGACGUCCCUCUCUAUGAUUCUGCUGAGGAUGAGCCUUUUCCAAAACCUGCUUCUACAACAGUCCGUGUUAAACAUGAAUCAUUAGAAAAUGAUCCGGCUGCAGUGCAAAAAAGUUUGGCAUCUGACAUUAAAUUGGAGCAAGAUGUAACAGGGAAAUCAGUGGUAACUGAAAAUAACAAGGAGAUGGAAUUUAGUUUAGAAGAGAGUAAACAAGUGUUUCCUCAAACAAAUGCUAUGAUAUCUCGUAUCAGAAGCAACAGUACAUGCCGGAACUAUAAUAUUGGUCCAACUCCUUCCUCCAAGAAAAGACCGCAGCAUACUGUAAACCAAAAAACAAAAACUUCUGCCAGGAAAUACGUCAGCUCAAAACCCAUUGCUGAACUAUUUGCGUCAAAGCAAGCGCAAGAGGAAAUAAGGAGAUAUGAGGAACUUAAAAACAAAGCUGUCUCAGAGCUCAACUCGUUGUAUGAUGAAAUUCGUCCAGCAAUAGAAGAACACCAGAGGGACAGCCAAGAUAAUGUGUCUACCAGUGUAGCAGACAAGUGGAUACAAGCCACCUGCUCAAAGUGGAAAGCAGAAUUUGACUUUAGCUUUUCGAUUAUCAAGAAUGUGAUGUGUCCCCCAAAUGUUGCUGCUCAAGACGGAGGAGAUGAUGCUCACAACGAAAUCAAGUAUUUGACGAAUUGAAAACUCUUUUACAGUGGAUUUUGAUUUCAAGUCGUUAGCUAGCCUGUUUGGUAGGGACAUACAUACUUUCAAAUUUUAAGCUUGGUUUCUCCAUUAAUGCAUCUCUGUGAAUCCUUGAUAAUUUCAUGUGUUGCAUUAUGGUCACCACGGCAUUGGUUUAA
Molecule: messenger RNA, 1948 nt
Organism: Salvia miltiorrhiza (redroot sage)
Lineage: Eukaryota; Viridiplantae; Streptophyta; Magnoliopsida; Lamiales; Lamiaceae
Product: histone-lysine N-methyltransferase ASHH1
Exons: 11
Coding region: 429-1787 (452 amino acids)
Biological process (GO): regulation of DNA-templated transcription
Cellular component (GO): chromatin; nucleus
Molecular function (GO): histone H3K36 methyltransferase activity; protein binding
Source: RefSeq, a predicted model, not a curated record